Messenger RNA from Cygnus atratus (black swan), 2502 nucleotides. Its product is annotated as zinc finger protein 668-like. Bases 1 to 2502 code for a protein of 833 amino acids. Gene Ontology annotation, cellular component: nucleus. The record is from RefSeq and is a predicted model, not a curated record. The transcript has a single exon. Gene Ontology annotation, molecular function: RNA polymerase II transcription regulatory region sequence-specific DNA binding; DNA-binding transcription factor activity, RNA polymerase II-specific. NCBI's taxonomy places the organism in Eukaryota, Metazoa, Chordata, Aves, Anseriformes, Anatidae. Gene Ontology annotation, biological process: regulation of transcription by RNA polymerase II.
AUGUCCCCGAAGCACCUGGAGAUGCCGGCGCCGCGAUGGACGUGGCCAAAACACCUGGAGGUGCCACCACCAGGGCCGGAGAUGCCACCACAGGGUCUCAAGGUGCCACCACAGGGUCUCAAGGUGCCACCACCAGGUCUCGAGGUGCCACCACCAGGUCCAGAGAUGCCACCACCACCUCCAGAGGUGCCACCACCACCUCCAGAGGUGCCGCCACCCGGUCCCGCGGUGCCACCAAAGCGUCCGCAGAUGCCACCACCGCGACGGCCGCCUCCAGAGCCACCACCAGCGCCGCGCCGCACGCACCCGAAGCCCCCGGAGAUGCCCCCAAACCCCCCGCAGAUGCCCCCAAACCCCCCGGCGAUGCCUCCGAAGCCCCCGGAGACGCCUCCAAAACCCCCGGAGACGCCGCCAAACCCCCCGGAGACGCCACCGAAGCCCCCGGAGAUGCCACCGCCGCCGAGCCCGCCGCCGGCGCGCCGUGCUCCGCCUGCCCUCGCCCCGCUCCCCCCUUUCCCCUGCGCCGCCUGCCCCAAAUCCUACGGCACCCUCUCCAAGCUGACCAUCCACCAGCGCGCCCACACCGGCGAACGCCCCUUCUCCUGCCCGGAUUGCCCCAAAUCUUUCGCCGACCCUUCGGUUUACCGCAAGCACCGGCGGGGCCACGCCGGCCUUCGGCCUCACCGCUGCGGCGCCUGCCCCAAAGCCUACGCCGAGCGCAAGGACCUCCGCAACCACCAGCGCAGCCACACGGGCGAGCGGCCCUUCCUGUGCGCCGAGUGCGGCAAGAGCUUCGGCCGCUCGUCCUCGCUCGCCUGCCACCAGCGCAUCCACGCGCCGCGCAAGCCCUACGCCUGCGGCACCUGCGGCAAGUCCUUCACCCAGCUCUCCUCCUACCAGAGCCACCAGCGCGUCCACACCGGCGAGCGGCCCUACCUGUGCCCGCAGUGCGGCCGGAUGUUCUCCGACCCCUCCAGCUACCGGCGGCACCAGCGGGCGCACCAAGGCGUCAAGCCCUACGGUUGCGGCGAGUGCGGCAAGGCCUUCCGGCAGCCGGCCGACCUGGCCGUGCACCGGCGGACCCACACGGGCGAGCGGCCCUGGCGCUGCGGCGAGUGCGGCAAAGCCUUCGUGGCCUCCUGGGACCUCAAGCGGCACCGCUUGACCCACACGGGCGAGCGGCCCUGGCGCUGCGGCGAGUGCGGCAAAGGCUUCGGCGAGCGGGCGGCGCUGGGCAAGCACCGGCGGACGCACUCGGGCGAGCGGCCCUACGCCUGCGGGCGCUGCGGGAAGGGCUUCGGCGGCGCCUCGGGGCUGCGCAAGCACGAGAGGACGCACGGCAAGCGGGAGGGGGACGAGGGCCACAAGGUGGCCGCCGGGCCGGGCUGCGGGGCGGUGGCUACCGGAGUUCAAGGUUUGGCCGCCAACGUGGCUGCUGGAGUCGGACGGAACGUGGCCGCCGGUGUUGGCCAUGAUAUGGGGGCUCGACCGGGCCACAAUAUGGCUACCGUCGGCCACGACAUGGCCGCCGGCGUUGGCCAUGAUCUCGGUGCUCAACCAGGCCACAAUAUGGCCACCGUCGGCCACGACAUGGCCACUGGACUUGGGGCCAACACGGCCACCGGACUUGGGCCCAACAUGGCCACGGGACUUGCCCACAACAUGGCCACCGCACCGGGACGCAUCAUGGCCGCCGCCUCCGAUCGCGACAUGGCCGUCGUCACGCCGGGUCACGACAUGGCCGCCGCCGGGGGACCCAUGGACUGCGGUGGCCUCAACAUGGCCGCCGCCUUCGGCGCUCCCAACAUGGCCGCCCCCAUGGGGGGCCCCAACAUGGCCGCCCCCAGCGUGGCCACACCCAAUAUGGCCGCCCCCAGCGUGGCCACACCCAAUAUGGCUGCCGCCAUGGGAGGCCCCCAACAUGGCCAUCCUCAGGGGCGGGCCCCAAAAUGGCCGCCCCCAUGGGGGGGCCCAAUAUGGCCAGCCCCCAACAUGGCCACACCCAAUAUGGCCGCCUCAAAUAUAGCCACACCCAAUAUGGCCGCCUCUAACAUGGCCACGCCCAGUAUGGUUGCCUCUAAUAUGGCCACACCCAAUAUGGCUGCUCCCAACUUGGCCACGCCCAACAUGGCCACCCCCAACUUGGCCACGCCCAACAUGGCCGCCCCCAACAUGGCCACGCCCAACAUGGCCGCUCCCACUACGACCACGCCCAACGUGGCCGCCCCCAACAUGGCCACGCCCAUCAUGGCCGCCUCCAAUAUGGCCGCCCCCAGCACGGCCACACCCAACAUGGCCGCCCCCAACAUGGCGGCCCCGGGGGCGUGUCCCGCAGGCCCCGCCCCCCCGGAGCCCCGCCCCUUCGCCUGCCCGCUCUGCCCCAAGCGCUUCGGGGCGCGGGCGGGGCUGCGCAAGCACCAGCGACGUCACGGCCCCGCCCCCUCCCCGCAGGCCACGCCCCCUACCCGGGGGGCGGAGCCGCAGCCAGGCCCCGCCCCCUGA